CCUGCCCAAACUUUCAGAAGUUGAGAGAAGAAGAAAAAAAAGUUAGUUCGGUUAGUGAGAGGGCUGUGAUUUUCAAUGCGCAGUACAGUCGUUACCAAUGUCUGCGUUACAGGAGCCGUAAACUUCUGGGAAAGUCACACAGACAGCGCAUUUAAAGAGUUCAAAUACUUCAGAAGAAGUUUCAACGAGAAACUUCAGUAGAUAUGCGCGUUUCCAUAUUUAUUGGGGUGUUCUCGGGAAGCAGAAAAGCACACCGUUGCCUAAUUUGUUGCGCAAGGCUUGGAUAAUUAAUACAAGUGGACGGACCGAAAACGACUUUGAGCUGUUUGGAUUUAAUUUUUAGUCAUUGUAUGGUUGCAGUCAACUUUCCUGUUUACACCAUCUCAGUCGGAUAAAAAGAAGGGGUCAGUUUCAUCUGGAGUCAUGGAUCCGAGCCAGCACAACCCUCCUGCCGGCCAUCAGAUCGUCCAUGUUCGGGGAGACUCCGAGACCGAUCUGGAGGCUCUCUUUAAUGCUGUGAUGAACCCGAAAAACGCCAUCAGCCCCCCUUCCGUGCCGAUGAGGAUGAGAAAGCUGCCAGACUCAUUCUUCAAGCCGCCAGAGCCAAAGUCCCACUCCAGACAAGCCAGCACGGAUGCAGGUACUGCUGGUACCCUCACGCCCCAGCACGUCAGGGCACACUCCUCUCCCGCCUCCCUGCAGCUGGGUGCAGUUUCUCCUGGCAACCUGAGCAGCAUGGGUCCAGCAAACGCCCCACCUCAGCACCUCCGCCAGUCUUCUUACGAAAUACCUGAUGAUGUGCCACUGCCCCCAGGCUGGGAGAUGGCCAAGACCCCUUCAGGCCAGAGAUACUUCCUAAACCAUAAUGACCAGACGACCACCUGGCAGGACCCACGUAAAGCCCUUCUUCAGAUGAACCAGGCCGCCCCGGCCAGCCCAGUGCCUGUGCAGCAGCAGAACAUCAUGAACCCUGCCUCAGGUCCUCUUCCUGAUGGUUGGGAGCAAGCUAUUACCUCAGAAGGAGAGAUCUACUAUAUCAAUCACAAGAACAAAACCACCUCUUGGCUGGACCCACGACUUGACCCGCGUUACGCUAUGAACCCGCAGCGAAUUUCCCAGAGUGCUCCAGUGAAGCAAGGCUCCCAGUUGCCCUCCAGCCCGCAGAGCGGAGUGCUGGCUGGAAACAACCAGAUCCGGCUGCAGCAGAUCCAGAUGGAGAAAGAGAGACUGAGGAUCAAACAGGAGCUCCUUCGCCAGAGACCCCAGGAGCUCGCCCUGAGAAACCAGCUGCCGACCAGCAUGGAGCAAGAUGGAGGCACUCAAAACCCUGUGUCCUCACCCGGGAUGGGACAAGACGCCCGUAACAUGACCACCAACAGCUCUGACCCGUUCUUGAACAGUGGGACAUAUCACUCCAGAGAUGAGAGCACAGACAGUGGCCUGAGCAUGAGCAGCUACAGCGUCCCCCGCACUCCAGACGACUUCCUCAACAGUGUGGACGAGAUGGAGACCGGUGAUACCCUCGUCCCCAGCUCCAUGGCAACACAGCCCAGCCGCUUCCCCGACUACCUAGACGCGAUCCCGGGCACAGAUGUGGACCUGGGCACCCUGGAGGGAGAGAGCAUGGCGGUGGAGGGAGAGGAACUGAUGCCCAGCCUGCAGGAAGCCCUGAGCUCUGACAUCCUCAACGACAUGGAGACUGUGCUGGCGGCUACCAAGAUCGACAAGGAGAACUUUCUAACCUGGCUUUAGAGCACCUGGAUCCAGCACUACACCUUCUCUUCCAACACGCUGAACUGCUUCCUAAUCCAGUCUGUGAAGGAUGUGUAGAUGCUCCGAGUUGAGAAAAGAAAAGACAUUACCUACUUGACAGUUUUUUUGUUUUGUUUCGUUUUCCUUAUCUUCUAUUCACUACGUUUGGCCGAAUGGGUUUUAAAAGCUGAGGUAUUUUAACCUUUGGACCUUUUGUGCUUCUUUUUUUUUUCAUGUCUGCAUCCUCAAGGCUGGCCCAUGAACAGACAAGUAUUCACAAGCACCCGAAUCUCUUUCCCGUCAGCGUGCAAGUAUGCGAAUGUGAAGUUGUGUGCGCGAAGUGUCGUUUCUCCCCUCAUGAAAACUCCUCUCUGGGAUUCCCAAGAGAGAGAAAUAAAGACAGACGAAUCCCUAAAUCAACCUUCUGCAACCUCCCGUGGCUGCGGAUCCCAUCUCAGAACAUCCUUGAUCUCAGCUCGCCUAUGUUUUUUUUUACGUACAGUAAUGAGCCUGAGAAACCAAAAAGUGAUGAGGAGGUUGUCUGUACGUGUUUUCUGAUAGGAUUGUGAUUGAAAGGUCUAAAUGGUAAGGCUUUGGUUAAUUAAAUACUGCUGCUUGGCUGUGCCAGCGUGCGUAAAACACUAGAAACUGUAGAAUCAAGUGCCUUCAGACAAAAAAACUGAAACAUGCUCCUGUCGUUUUCACACUAGAGAUCAUAGAUCAACUUUGACGUUUGCUUUUACUUACCUGCUUCAUUAAUCAAAGUAUAUUUCUUUCAAAGGUUUUAUAAAAAAAAAGAAAAAAUAUUAUGUUGGGAAUUAGGGUUUGAUUCUUUUUUUUUCUAUCUCUCUCUUUAAAGAACCCUAGCCUCUUUAUGUGUUAGUUUUAUUUAAACCUGAUUUUGUUUCUUUAGGGUUAUGGCAUUCAUGUGUGAUCAAAGAACAAAUCGGAACUGUUUUUGCUUUCAUGUAUACAGAACAACUAUUCUAAGAGCUGCCGUACAUUAGUAACUGAUUCACAAAGAACACUAACUAGAUGGACACUACAUCAUGAUCAAUCUGAGGGAGGGAUCGUUUGGUUUUAUUACCGAUAUCUAUUUUUAUCUUACGAUUUUAGUGUCUCAGUUGAUAUGUUGUUGCCUGAUUGCAUACUUUAUUGCAAAUCUCUUCUGAUUUUUUAUUUUCUUUCAUCCAAAAGCAAAGAACUAAAAUACCAUGGGCACUUUGAUCAAUACAUCAUCUCUUAUAUGAGCUCCAGCAGAGUCUGAUUCAGUUAGGUUGAUGUUUGGUGCCGAGGUGGAUAUGGGGAAGGAAAAGGAAGGUUCUGAUGCGUUUAGAUGGGUAGAUGAGCAUGUCUUGAGGGUUAGUGCUUUAGAUUAGCUGUUAGCUUGGAUUUGAAUCUGGUUAACUGCGGAUAUGAAUCAAUACAGUAGACUUCUAUGGAAACAAUCAGUUGUCGUUUCUGUCAGGAUUUCUUUGAGGCUUCCAAAGACUUUUAUUGUUGUUGUUGUUAGUAAUGAUUCUUUUAAUGGAUGACAAAAAAUAAUUGAUCAUAUUUUAUGUAUACGUAAGAUAUAAGCUAAUGAGAAAAUGUGUAAUUGAUUGGUGAGAAGAUCUCUGAUGAAGCAAGAUUUGACAAGUCCUCUUAAUCUGGUUCUGAUGGCAGUCCUGAAGAAACCCUAGGAAGGUUACAUAGGUUUACAUUAUUUCACUAGAGUAGAACACUACAGGGAUUUGCCCAUUACAAAUUUGCUGCUGAUGCUUUGCAUUCAGUAGUAAUUCAGUCAUAUGUAGAUUUCCACUUGUUUACAAUAUGGUUCCCUUUACACUACAUGAUUAUAGUUCAAUAACUGGCCCAUACACUACAUAGAUGUUGUACUGAAAUGUUUUGUUUUCGAAAAGUGAAGUUUUAUCAGUAUGAUAUUCUGUUGUCUUUUGGGGGUGGAUAUACCGCUAUAAGAUUUAGAACUCCAUUGCCUCGGUAAACAAAAAAUGUAAUGGUCAAAAACUAGGCCAUUGCAUUGGAAGUUAGAGGUUAUAGAGAAAAUAUAAAAGUGGUGUGGAGAACAAAAAGACAAGCUAAGAGAAAUCUCUAUUUUUGCAAACAUAGUAUUGCUGGCAGACUCUAGUGGAGUAAAACAGUGUUGGAGAGAGCAAUGCAACAAAAUGUUUUAUGAAUUGUGGGUACAGUGAUGGUAUUGCACGUUUAUAGAACAUGUGUAUGUCACUUAAACAUGAUUUUAUGCUUGCUUAGCGUGCAGCUGUUCAGAAUAUAUAGUAACUGUUUACUUUUGUUUUUGUUGUAGUUGUAGUACUAAUCACACAAGUUAAUGGAUUGGUAUUUAGAUUUCUUUUAAAUGCACCCACAAUGAAUUAUAUCCAUUUACAAUCUCUUUUUUUUUUCUUUUUUAAUCAAUGUAUGUGCAUGUACCUUAGAAACUUAAGUUCUGUUACAUUAUAUCUCUUUGCAUAUUACUUUCAAAUUGGCCUGGAAUAAAGUAUAUACUUUGGUA
This is a messenger RNA of Carassius auratus (goldfish), 4264 nucleotides long. Its product is annotated as transcriptional coactivator YAP1. Gene Ontology annotation, molecular function: transcription coactivator activity; protein binding. Gene Ontology annotation, cellular component: nucleus; cytoplasm. The transcript is spliced from 8 exons. NCBI's taxonomy places the organism in Eukaryota, Metazoa, Chordata, Actinopteri, Cypriniformes, Cyprinidae. Gene Ontology annotation, biological process: positive regulation of transcription by RNA polymerase II; hippo signaling. The record is from RefSeq and is a predicted model, not a curated record. Bases 424 to 1752 code for a protein of 442 amino acids.